Messenger RNA from Staurois parvus, 2424 nucleotides. NCBI's taxonomy places the organism in Eukaryota, Metazoa, Chordata, Amphibia, Anura, Ranidae. The record is from the annotation of a GenBank genome assembly.
AUGUCUAAGGGCCCCGUCCCCAGUUCACCAUCCGCCUCGUCCGCUUCCCCGGCAGCAGUGGCGAGCGGAGCGCUCCAGGCGCAGCCCGAGAAGCCGCAGCACUACACAUAUCUGAAAGAAUUUCGGACUGAGCAGUGCCCCUUAUUUGUACAGCACAAAUGUACUCAGCAUAGGCCCUAUACUUGUUUCCAUUGGCACUUUGUCAACCAGCGGCGGCGGAGGUCAGUACGACGUAGAGACGGGACAUUUAACUACAGCCCAGACAUCUACUGUACAAAGUAUGAUGAGACUACAGGCCUGUGCCCUGAAGGAGAUGAUUGCCCCUUCCUACACAGAACGACAGGGGAUACAGAAAGAAGGUACCACCUACGCUAUUACAAAACUGGCAUCUGCAUCCACGAGACAGACUCCAAGGGUCAUUGUACCAAGAAUGGGCAGCACUGUGCCUUCGCCCAUGGGCCCCAUGAUCUACGCUCCCCUGUGUAUGAUAUAAGGGAGCUGCAAGCUAUGGAGGCACUGCAGAAUGGACAGACACCCCUGGAUGGAAGUAUGGAAGGGCAGACCGCUGUAGCUGCAAGCCAUGCCAUGAUAGAAAAGAUUUUAGGAGAAGAGCCACGGUGGCAGGAUACCACAUAUGUUCUUGGACACUACAAGACAGAGCAGUGUAAAAAGCCUCCACGACUUUGUCGACAAGGUUACGCAUGUCCUUAUUAUCACAAUAGCAAAGAUAGGAGGAGAAGUCCACGCCAAAAUAAGUACAGGUCUUCCCCGUGUCCAAAUGUAAAACAUGGCGAUGAAUGGGGUGACCCUAGUAAGUGUGAAAGUGGAGAUUCAUGUCAAUACUGUCACACAAGAACAGAACAGCAAUUCCACCCUGAGAUUUACAAAUCUACAAAGUGCAACGAUAUGCAACAGUCUGGCAGCUGUCCACGUGGGCCGUUUUGUGCCUUUGCACAUGUUGAACAGUCUCUUCUAUGUGAUGACUUACAAUCUCCUUCAGCUGUGUCAAGCCCUACACAAACUGGACCUAUUAUGUAUAUGCCUUCGGCUGCUGGAGACUCUGUUCCUGUGAGCCCAUCCAGCCCCCAUGCACCAGACUUCAGCAGUAUACUAUGUGCCAGCAUAGGAAGCCCAACUCAUCGUUGCGGCUCUCCCCCGGGAUCCCUUGGGAAGCCACAGAACCUGGAUAGCCUUGGUUUUCAUGGUGACCUCUCAGGCAGCUACAAAAAAGCCCCAGGGUGUGAGAGGGAAGACUCCGCAGGGACAGAUUAUCUUAAGAGCUUUAAAAGCCAGGCAAAGUUAAAACCGCACCCGAUGGAGCACAGAGGUCAAGAUCAAUCUCUUCUACAGUCAAAGCAGGAUGCAUUAGGAAUAAUGCCAAUGGGGAGUCCACUGACCUCCAGCAUUUCCUCUAGUAUUACUUCUAGUCUAGCUGCAACUCCCCCCAGCCCUGCAGCCAUAAGUGGUACUCCUGGUAUGAAUGCCAAUGCUCUUCCGUUCUACCCAACCAGUGACACAGUAGAAUCUGUCAUAGAAUCUGCCCUGGAUGAUCUUGAUUUAAAUGAUUUUGGUGUUGCUGCUUUAGAGAAGUCGUUUGAUAAUACCACAGUUGCCACAUCUGGCGGUAUAAUGAUAGGUGGCAGCCUAAUGCAGAGUUCUGCACCUGUAAACAUCCCUGGAUCCUUAGGCAGCUCAGCAUCCUUCCAUUCCACAUCUCCAUCUCCACCUGUCAGCAUCUCCUCACACUUUAUGCACCAGACCCCUGGAGCACACAGCCAAUCAGAAAACACCUUUCUCAGUACAUCAGCCACUCAUGGUUCACUAGGCUUAAACGGCAUGAAUAAUAGUAUAUGGGAACAUUUUGUGUCGGGCAGCUAUUCUCCUGGGACGUCACCUGCAUUCCCCUCUGGAGCAGGUGGGGCCGAGCUUGUUAGAUUACGUCAGGAGCUGGAAGAGGCCAGUAACACUAUCAAACAAUGGGAGGACUCUUGGAAACAAGCUAAACAGGCCUGUGAUGCCUGGAAGAAAGAGGCAGAAGAAGCUAACGAGCGGGCGACAGCAGCUAGCAUGGAAUGUGAACUUGCGCGGGAGCAGAGAGAUGCCCUGGAGCUGCAAGUGAAGAAACUGCAGGAGGAGCUGGAAAGAAUUCCUGGAACACAAGAUUCUAAAUUACUUAGCUCUGUUUCUGAAUUAGAAAAUCUCCCUUUAUCCACGUUAUAUAACAUUCAGAAGCAGCUACAUGCCAGCUUGGAAAGAGUUGAAAAGGCAGUUUACCAGCUCCAAUCAGUAAAAUGUCACAAGUGUCAGGACCAGAAUAGAGCAAUGCUACAGUGCCAACAUGGCGUGCUUUGUGAAGUAUGUGCUGCUGAAGAUGGAGACUGCCCUAACUGUCAGCUUAAUAUAACACCCGUUCUGCAGCCAUGA